This is a messenger RNA of Lagenorhynchus albirostris (white-beaked dolphin), 2404 nucleotides long. It is a transcript of the gene UFM1, whose product is annotated as ubiquitin fold modifier 1. The transcript has 7 exons. The coding region runs from base 102 to 425 and encodes 107 amino acids. NCBI's taxonomy places the organism in Eukaryota, Metazoa, Chordata, Mammalia, Artiodactyla, Delphinidae. Gene Ontology annotation, cellular component: nucleus; cytoplasm. Gene Ontology annotation, biological process: protein K69-linked ufmylation. The record is from RefSeq and is a predicted model, not a curated record.
UUGCCGCGGGAGACGUGGACCUGAGUAGGGCCAGACGCCGCAGAGGAAGUGAGGUUGGUGGACGGAGUUGGAGUGAGGUUCGUGUCCAGACCGGCAGCACCAUGUCGAAGGUUUCCUUUAAGAUUACACUGACGUCGGACCCGCGGCUGCCGUACAAAGUACUCAGUGUUCCUGAAAGUACACCUUUUACAGCAGUCUUAAAGUUUGCAGCAGAAGAAUUUAAAGUUCCUGCAGCAACAAGUGCAAUUAUUACCAAUGAUGGAAUAGGAAUAAAUCCUGCACAGACUGCUGACAUGUUGCCUGUUGGAUUACCCUAUAAAAUUGAUUUGUGGGCAUCACGAGGUGUGAAGAAAAUCUCAGCAGGCAACGCAGACCCAAAGAAAUGUUUUUCUAAAGCACGGUUCAGAACUGCGAAUAAUUCCUAGAGAUCGUGUUGGAAGUUGUUAAUAUCUGCUGCUUGGAACAUAAAAUCCCCUUCCAGAAUAAAUAUUGUUAUUGUUAUUGUUGUAAAAUUGGAAUCAGGCAUUUGAAAUCCUAUGAAGACACCAAUAGUUGAUGAAGUAAUGAAAGGUGACUGUCCCUUCUUGUUAUUCACACUCUUCACGUGAAGAGGGGACACUUCUCUGUUGAGGGUGUCAUCACCACAGAAGAUCACGUUACUACCUCACAGCACACACAGGUAGUUCAUUGGGGGUAAAUGGAUUAUCCAACUGUGUCUUAUAACUGGAGGAUGCUUCUGAUCAUUCUUUCUGAGAACAUUUGGAAAAUUAAUAUUUACUGAAUCUUCCUAUUUGUCUUUGAGUUAAUAAUGUAAAAAGAUUAUCAAUCCAUACGUGGCAAUUUGCUUGAUAGCAUCUGACCUGGAGACACAAAAAUAGUUGAAUUCUUCAUUAAUAUCGUUUAUGAUAAAGGAUCACAUCAGUGAAUAACUAUCUUUUUAUCAUUUAGCUUGCUUUGAAGUUUUCAGACUUCUUGAGUUCUUAUAAACUUUAAUUUAAAAAUCAAAGAGCCAAAACUUGAAUUUUCGAUCUAGCCCCUUACGUGUGACAUUGGUAUCCCACGCCAAAGGGUUUAAUUGAGACUGAAGUAGAAGCAUCAGUUGCUGAAUUAUGCGUUACUUUAUUGAUCUCUUUUUUAAAAAAACCUUCAAAACAGGAAUCCUCAAGAAACCAUCUUUUUGAGGAUAAUAUAUCUAAAUAGUGUUCAGGGAGAAAGCAUUGUCGUAAACAGGAUCUGACGUUCACAACAGAGCUCAAGGAAAUGCUAAUUGAAAUGCUCACUAAUUCUACUUACAGAAGACCCAACAUUUAAGGAAGUGUUAAGCUUAGUUACUGGAGUGAAUAAGAAGCUAGGAAAGGAAGAUGGGGAAGCCCAGAUGACCAGGCUUCUAGUCAGAAGGAAAGAAACAAAAAUGAAGGGGAGCAGAAAGCUGUAACGAGUGUCACGGAAAAGGCCAAACUGUAUGGACAAAACCGCAGAGGCUGUGUUGGGAAGAACUGAAAGGAAAAUAAAAUACUUGACAUUGUUAUAAGGAGCAGAAGGCAAUCACAGAAAGCAAAGCAUAGGCCUUGUCAACAUACAGAUUUCAAAAUUCCCCAUAGAGAAUCUAAGGAAUGAUAUGCAUAAGGGAAGAUUUAGUUUGCCUUUAGAGAGGACAUCAAUAUCUAUGCACAUCUUGAAAGGUGAAACGAAGGCUCGUAGUGAUUGAGAACCAGUGCUUGACUUGCUGUAUUCUAGAUGGUGAGCUCUGGAGGCAGGCCUGGUGUCUGUCUUGCUCUUUCUAGGCCUGGAAAUGUAGGCCUUCAAUGAAUAUGUGUAGAAUUAUUCAUGAAUAAAGUAUUUCUAAGACCAAUUUUUAUCCAAGUAUGCAUAGGCUCUAGGUUCAUUGGGAAAAAAACAAUGCAACAGAAUCAGUAUCCAAAGAGUAAUAUUGGUUAAGUUUAAGGAAGUAACUAGAUAUUGUUCAUAUAUUUGACAAAUGAACAGCACGAUUCUGAAUUGUAAAGGGAAAAAAAAUUGUGCUGAGGUAGUAUGUUGCUAAUGUUUGGGGAAUUUUUUAUAAACAAAGUCUGAUGCUUAAAGACUCCUGGUCUUUAACAACAUUAAGCCUCAGUUAACCAGAAAUUUAUGAAUACCCAGUUUUCUGCAUUUUUUGUUUUAUUUAGAUUUCCCCCAUUCUGUUUCUAGCACAAAAUUCUGCCUAAUUUGUUACAUUAAUAAGUUUUAUGAUGUCUUCUACCAUAACUUGUUUAAUAUUUUUGUUCUUUGGUUGGAAAAUUGUAUUGCAGUAAGGUCUUAAAAAUAUUUUCUUAAAGAACUAGGCGUUUUGUUAUUAAAUAAAUGUGAUCUGUAACUUCUUUGUGCAGAAUGUUUUGAAGUGUUGUAUUUAGUUUAAAUGCUUUAU